AUGACAUCAAAUUCUUUUCCUGUAUUUGACGGUGUUUCAAACAAAUAUGAUAAUAAUACAUUUUAUGGUAGAUAUCAAAAUUUUAGAGAUAUUACUGAUCCAUCUACAUUAUUUGCAACAGAAAAAGAUUUAAGUCAAUCAAAAACAUUAUUAGAUAAUUUUAAAAAAGGUUUAGUUGACCCAGUAAAGCAUUCAGAUGAAUUAUGGAAAGCAAAAAAAAUUUUGGAUUCAACAAUUCAUCCAGAUACAGGUAAACCAAUAUUUUUACCAUUUCGUGUUUCAGCAUUUUUACCAAUUAAUGUUAUAAUUUGUGCAGGUUUAAUUUUACCAAAUGCAUCAAUUGGUACAACUAUAUUUUGGCAAUGGAUUAAUCAAUCAUAUAAUAUAGCAUUAAAUCAUGCCAAUAGAAAUGCAAGUAAUACAAUGUCAAAUAAACAAAUUUUAGAAGCUUAUGCAAGUGCAGUUGGUAUCUCUUGUUCAUUAGCAGUUGGUUUAGGUUGGGGUGUAAAUAAAUUAAAUAUUCAAAAUAAAACAAUCUCAAGUGCUCUUAGAAUGAUGGUACCAUUCACUGCUGUAACAUCAGCUGGUAUUGCAAAUGUUUUAAUUAUGAGAGGUAAUGAAAUGGUUAAUGGUAUUGAUAUUAAAGAUAAAGAUGGUGUAAUUCAUGGAAAGAGUAAAGAAGCAGGUAAAUCAGCAGUUUAUAAAGUUGCAUUUUCAAGAGCAGCAACAUCAUUUCCAGCAUUAUUAUUACCACCAAUUGUAAUGGGAUUAUUUGAAAGAACUUCAUUUGUUAAAAAAUAUCCAAAAGUUAGAAUGCCUUUAAAUUUAGCAGUCAUAGCAGCAAUCUUUAAUACAUCUUUACCUGCCGCCAUUGCUUUAUUCCCACAAGAAUCAACAAUUUCUGCAGAUUCAUUAGAACCACAAUUUAGAAAUAUUAAAGAUAAAAAUGGUAAUAUAAUUAAAGAAUUUAUUUAUAAUAAAGGUUUAUAA
This is a messenger RNA of Dictyostelium discoideum AX4, 990 nucleotides long. RefSeq lists its product as hypothetical. Gene Ontology annotation, biological process: monoatomic ion transmembrane transport; monoatomic ion transport; transmembrane transport. Lineage: Eukaryota; Evosea; Eumycetozoa; Dictyosteliales; Dictyosteliaceae. The coding region runs from base 1 to 990 and encodes 329 amino acids. Gene Ontology annotation, cellular component: mitochondrial membrane; membrane; mitochondrion. Gene Ontology annotation, molecular function: monoatomic ion transmembrane transporter activity. The record is from RefSeq and is a predicted model, not a curated record. The transcript has 4 exons.